This is a messenger RNA of Rotaria socialis, 1029 nucleotides long. The record is from the annotation of a GenBank genome assembly. Lineage: Eukaryota; Metazoa; Rotifera; Eurotatoria; Philodinida; Philodinidae.
AUGGUUGUAAGAUCUACGACAAUGACAAAUGAUGAUAAUGCACGUUGGUUACAUUCAAAUACUGACCUUUUAUCAGGAUGUGGUGUUAGUUAUAAUGUUAAUUAUAUUGGCUCGGUUGAAAUACUCUGUUCAAUGAAAACACUUGACUUUGAGAAUCGUACACGCGUUGCUCGCGAUUCUAUUUGUCUCGUGUGUACAGCUGUUGGCGUUCUAUUAAAAGAACGACGUAAACCCGAUCCACCAUCAAUAGAACAAUUACAAAUUGCAACAGAACCCAAUUUAACAUAUAGUCGUACACCAGUUCAAUUAACAAUUAAUACUGAUUCGCUUAUACUUAAGCGAUCACAUGAUUCACAAAUACUCUAUUCACAUAAAAUGGAAGGCAUUUCAUUUGCAAGUGCUGGUGAACAUGAUACGAAAGAUUAUAUAGCUUAUGUAGCUAAAGAUAAUAUGAAUAGACGAUCAUGCCAUGUACUAUCAUGUGAAGAAAAUGAAUCCUUAGAUGUUAUAACAACAAUUGGACAAGCAUUUGAAAUACGCUAUAAUGAAUAUAUGCAAUUACAACAAGCAAAUGGACAGUCAGGAGUGAUAAAAUCACUUGAACAUGAUGAAUUUCUGCCACAAACACGCGAUGAAGAUAUAAAACGCUUUGCUCCUCAUCAUAAUCAACAGCAAGAACAACCGCGGACACACGGAAAUUGGAACACAACAAACAGCUCAGAUGUUUACAAGGAAAGAUGGUUUCAUGGCAAGAUAAGUCGUGAUGAUGCUGAACUGUUGUUACAUAAUAGCGGUGAUUUUCUUGUACGUGAAAGUGCGAAAAUUCCUGGCCAAUUUAUUCUAUCGGGUCGUUAUAAAGAUCAAUUUAAACAUUUACUUCUCGUUGAUCCAGAAGGAAUAAUUCGUACAAAAGAUUAUGAAUUCGAUUCUAUUCAACAUCUUAUAUCGUAUCAUAAAUCAGGCAAUAUACCUAUUGUAUCGGCUGAUAGUGAACUUCUUUUACAAACACCUGUACUACGUUCUAAAUGA